CGUACAAAAUGAAAAAUACCUUCCCUAAAAAAAAAUCCUGUCCCCACCUUUCUCGUCUCCGACAGCUGCCCCUCUUCCCCCCUCCUCUUGCUUCUUCAGUUCUUCUUAGACAGCCGCCGUCGCCAACCCUCUCUCCCUCGCUGCCUCUGAUCUCUCUCUCGCCUCCGUCGACCAACCACAAACCGAAACACUGCGGAUUAAGGAAUAUGCAACUCACUCUUGAAUUCGGUGGAGGUUUAGAACUCCUUUGUGACUCUGUAAAGAUUCAUAAAGUCAACGUCGAGCAACAAAAGGGAGUAGAAAAGUUAACUAUGAAAGAUUUGCUUACUUGGGUGCGUACCAAUUUGAUCAAGGAGAGGCCUGAAAUGUUCAUGAAAGGGGAUACUGUGAGACCUGGUGUUCUAGUCCUUGUGAAUGAUUGUGAUUGGGAGCUGAGUGGCCUACUCAAUACCACGCUCGAAGAGAACGAUGUGGUGGUAUUUAUUUCAACCUUGCACGGCGGAUAGUAUUGAGAUUAUUGUUAUGUCUAGGAUGAUACAAAGUCCUCUGAGGAGAUGUUAUACUUCUUUGGUAUUUUUAUUGUUGUCUGUGAUUUUGCUUCCAGAAAGAAGUUUGGAAAUAGAUAAUAUAUGCGCUUGUCAGCGAAGUUGCGUUUGUUAUCAA
Messenger RNA from Morus notabilis, 663 nucleotides. RefSeq names its product ubiquitin-related modifier 1 homolog 2. Gene Ontology annotation, biological process: tRNA thio-modification; protein urmylation. NCBI's taxonomy places the organism in Eukaryota, Viridiplantae, Streptophyta, Magnoliopsida, Rosales, Moraceae. The coding region runs from base 9 to 506 and encodes 165 amino acids. The record is from RefSeq and is a predicted model, not a curated record. Gene Ontology annotation, molecular function: protein tag activity. Gene Ontology annotation, cellular component: nucleus; cytoplasm. The transcript is spliced from 4 exons.